AAUGUCAAUAAUAUUCAUUCUUAUAUCCUUACUUUAUUUAACAUAAUAGAUUUCCUUUAUAGGUUAGACUGCUACAGGUAAGUUAUAAUUAAACUAGUUUAGAACGAUAUUUUCCAAAAAUCAUGAAUUGGAUAAAGAAAUAAGACUAAGGAAUAGAUCAAAGAGUCGCUUUUGAAUCGAUAUAGUUGAUGUUUAAAUUUGUGGAAGAAGAACUUACUUAUGAAAAAGAAAAUAACGAAUUCUUGGAGACAUUCGAGCAAUAGGUAAAUAUAUUUAUUCCAAUUUUUAGAUUUAUAAUCUCUGUUAAUCUAAAGUAGAAUAUGAACUAGAAAGUUAUUAACAAAUGAUUAAAUUCUUAAAUGAAGAUCUUAAAAAUGAUGUCAAUUACUUCAAAAAUAUGAUCAAAGACAAAGAAAAGAUGUUGGAGUAAGAUAUCAAAGAAAUUGAAAAAUUAAAAAAAUAAACCAAAGAUAAGAGUAAAGUUGAAUAAAAGCUCAGAGAAAUUAGUUAUCUGAUUAAAGAAAUAGAUAAGAAUUUAGAAAUUGGCACUGCAGAAAAAUUAUAUGGAUUACUUGAAAUAAUAGAGUCUAAAGCAGUUAUUGGAUUAUUUCAAUAUUAAAAUGAAUAUUAAGAAAUUUAAUAGUACUUAAAAAAUGUGGAUUUGCUCUUUAAAUCAAGAAAUUUUUAGUAAGAUUAAGUAAUUUUAUCAUAAAUUCUAAUUUAGUUUGAAAUUAUAAACUUAAUUUCUAUGGUGAAAAAUGUUCUAUAAGACUUACAUUUAAACAUAAUUGUUAAAUUAUAGGAAGAAUAAUUAGAUGAAUUUGAAGCAAUGUCCUUUUUUGAAAAUAGUAAAGUUACUCAUCAAAUUGCAAGGGAUUACUUUUAAAAUGAACUUCAUUAAUUUUUAGGUAUUAGUAAUAAAUUUAAAAGAAACUUUAAUAAUCAAAUGGGAAAAUCUCAUAUUGAUUUAAUAGAAUACAAACGAAAAUUCAGAAAUAUUUAGAAAUCUGAUUUAACAACUUAAGAAAUAAAAUACUAAAAUUAUUGAAACCAACAAUCAUAGCCUUCAAUUAGUUAAUUUCUCAAUUAAACAUUUGGAAUAAGACUUUUUAGAAUAAAUAAAAAGACAAUGA
Molecule: messenger RNA, 1133 nt
Organism: Paramecium sonneborni
Lineage: Eukaryota; Ciliophora; Oligohymenophorea; Peniculida; Parameciidae
Source: the annotation of a GenBank genome assembly